Lindgomyces ingoldianus is the source of this 1295-nucleotide messenger RNA. RefSeq lists its product as uncharacterized. Lineage: Eukaryota; Fungi; Ascomycota; Dothideomycetes; Pleosporales; Lindgomycetaceae. The record is from RefSeq and is a predicted model, not a curated record. The coding region runs from base 252 to 1232 and encodes 326 amino acids. The transcript has 4 exons.
UCCUAUUGUCGCUCUCUCAUUCACCUCACCUAUUGAUAUUAUUGUCGAGCAAGAAGAUUUUCCUGCCUCGCGGCGCGGGAUCUCUUCCUCAUCGACUCUUCCCACCGUUUCUUUGCUGUACUUCUUCAACUUCUCGCUGGUACCCAAUCGCUCGACGCGCCCUCUCUCUACGACUGCCGGCCAGCUCCCUUCAAAGCCCAACCACCCGCUACUUCUGCCCUAAUAUCUACAAACAGCUCUAUAUCCCAGAGAUGGCUCUUCUGUCCGCUGAACAUCUGGCCGGUCCAGGCUACAUAAUCCUCAAUGUCAUGCGGGCUAUGAACAUCGUCACCUUGAUGGCAGUGGUCGCCAGCAGCGUCGUUAUGCUGGUCAAGACAUUCAUUGUAUCAAAGUUCUUCUUCUUCGACGCCACUAGCCAUGUCGUUACUGGCAUCAUAGGCAUGUUCCUCAUCGCAUCCGAAUGCUCCCUGUUCCGCGGCUACUUUGCUCGAAAUUGGCCCCUGCUUAGCCCCAGCCACGGUUUCGUCGCCUUAGGUACUGCCAUGAUGGUGCUUGGCUUGAACCUGCUCGGAAACAUGAACAAGGAGGCAACGAGCCAGAAGUCGCUGGGUAUGCCAUUUUGGCGACUACUUCUUGCUUCAGGCGUACUCGCCAUUGUCAUUGGAUUCUUCAAUGUUGUCGCCAGCUACGUCUUCUGCGACAAAUCGCGCCACAUCACGGCCCGUCGCGUGCGCUCCCAUGGCGCCAUCACGCUCUCCGAAAAUGGCGACGUUGAAUCCGACCCGAAGGCCCUUAGCGUCACAACCCACCACACAGGCUCAAGCUGCUCCCGCACAGGAACACCUCCAUGCCGCAUGGGCACGCCGCCAAUCAAUCUAGGCACUCCUCAACACCUCACAGCAUCACCAUGUAAAGAAUCCCGAUUCUCUCAAUUCAACUUCAGCCCUGUCCGCACCCUCCGCAAUGCGCGCCAAUCUAUCCUCCCAUCCUAUCAUAGCUCUUCACCCCUCCGCAUGUUCGGUCACUCAAGAUCCUCUUCUACGUACUCCAGGUCAACCUCUGGGGAAUCGAAGAAGCAGUCUAAGAAGAAGAGGGAGAGCGACGUCCCAAGGAUGCCGAUGGAGAUCUCUGCACCCUUGAAUAUCAACCCUCAAUUCGCACACCUCGUCAAGCCGAACCUGGCACACCAUCCUAGCGUGCGACGAGGAGAGCCUCAUGGAACUCCAAUUUAGCCAGGAGUAGCAGAGAGAAGUAGGGGAUGAGAAUGACAGACAGACAGCACACGAUGCGAUCAU